Messenger RNA from Trypanosoma theileri, 2619 nucleotides. RefSeq names its product calpain-like cysteine peptidase. The coding region runs from base 1 to 2619 and encodes 872 amino acids. NCBI's taxonomy places the organism in Eukaryota, Euglenozoa, Kinetoplastea, Trypanosomatida, Trypanosomatidae. Gene Ontology annotation, molecular function: calcium-dependent cysteine-type endopeptidase activity. Gene Ontology annotation, biological process: proteolysis. The record is from RefSeq and is a predicted model, not a curated record. The transcript has a single exon.
AUGGGAAGUGGAGCCUCACGAGCAGCAGUACAUGGGCCAUGGGGAACUCGUACGAAUGGUGCCGGUGAUUUUAGUCUUGUUUCCUGUUCCGCAGAAGGUCCUCCCCGUCGUGUGAGUAUGGAGGGAGCAUCGUAUAGCAAAAAUCAAAGCCAAUCCUAUAAACCGCUUGCCUCAUCAUUAAUAUGUGCCAAUGAUGAUUGGGAUACAACCUUGCAGUUAACUACAGCUAUUUCUCCUAAAGUAGUUCUGGGAACAGAAUAUGAUAACCCUUAUUCAAAGGAUGAAUAUCUUCACGGAUACGUCUAUUAUAAUAGUGAUAGUAGUAGUAGUGAAUCCCUGAUUCCUGUAAAGAUUCAUAAUUAUCAGGGAAGAGGUGGAGGUCGAUUUAAACACGGUUAUCCAUCUCAGUUAAGUGGAGGUGAGGAUAUUAUUCCUUUACUAAUUCCUGUGAAUGAUGGGGAAAUAGCUUGUUGUUAUAGGAUUGUAAGCCUAGAUGGACGCACUUGGAGAUUUUACAAUGAUACUGUUUUUUAUGAAUUAGAAGUAUUAUGCAUUUUUAGUGAGGAAUCCCGAAUUGAAGUAAUGGGCUUUACAACAUUACGAGAACGAUCUGAUGGAAGUUUAGAAGCUCAUCUCGUCGUUCAUCCAGGUGAUACACAAAAUUUCAUACAAGGAACAGUAAAAAUGUUUGAACAUGAUGUUAAACUACGUCCAGUCAGUCGUGCAUUUAUGGAAGCUUCUAUCCGUGCCUGUGAACCAUUUCUUAAAGAAGAAAAAGAAAGAAUUUAUGCUCUUCUUUCAUCAAAAGGUAUUAAACGUGGUUCAAACAGCACAUGGCAUACCACUAGUGAGGAUGUACUUCGUUGGUGUGUAGAGAAACAAAUUCCAUUCAUGGAUACAGAGUUUCCACCAAAUAUCUCUUCUCUUCUUGGUAGUCAUGCGGAUCCAGAGAAGGCCCCAUUCCGCUGUGGUUGGUGUAAACCCGAACACUAUCUCCCCGCCUAUCUCACCCCCCCACCGCAGUCCCCAUCUAUUCUCACCGUCAUCACGGCAUCAUCGUAUGUUUUGCAUAAUGCCCCGCGACCGCGAUCGGUGGGCGUGAGUGCCGUUGGCGGCCGGCCGCUGAUGUGUGCGCUCGCCGCCCUCGCCGAGGAGCCCGCGGAUGUCGCGCGACUCUUCCGACACCCCGGCGGCCCAUCCGCGGCCGGCGAUGAACACCACUGCGGGGCCACUCGAGUCACACUCUGCCGAAAUGGCUGGUGGACGCCUGUUGUUGUGGAUCACUACUUCCCCGUGUUGGAUAUGCGGCUGGCGGGGGGGAAGUGUGUGGGGGAUCCAGCAGAGUUGUGGGUUGGAUUGGUGGAAAAGGCAUGUGCGAAACUCUGUGGGGGAUAUGGUUGUUUGUCGAAACUAGAUACCCUUGUUGCAUUAGGCAUGCUUACAGGAUAUCCUACAAACCGCCUGGAUGCUGGUUUAGUAGACACGAAACGUCAUCAUGAGGAACUCUUUGAUAAACUAAGACGUUAUGCGGAAUUGGGAUUUAUGAUUAUCUUUGAUAAACCAAGCCCUGCAUUAGGUAAUAAAAGCUACCAACGACUUGGAUUAUCGUCAAAGGAUGCUUGUACUGUUUUAGAUAUGAAAUUAUUUAAACCACUCCCUACCAAUAAAUCUUCACCCUAUGAAAAUAUUUGGCGUCUUGUGAAACUUAGAAAUAUUUUUGGUAACUCUGCGGAUUGGACGGGAAAUUGGGGAUCACGUGAUCCUGCAUGGACACAACAUCCAGCCAUAGCUCUUGCAUGUGGUUAUAAUGAAAAAGCCAAAGAUGAUAGUUCCAUUUGGAUGGAGUGGAAUGAUGUAGUCCAUUACUUUCGUGGAUGUGGUGUUUGCUUUCGACAUAGUUCCUUCUAUCAAUAUCGUGUGGAACACCAUUUUGAAAAAGGAGGUAUUCCUGGAUGUGUAAUCAAGUUGGAAGUACCCUGUCGUACUUUUUUACUGACUGUAUUAGAUCAGAUAGUACGAGGAGGGGAUUACCCAGAGCCCAUCGUCCUGCAUCUCUCACGUCAUUGCGUGAAAAGAAAUAGUUUACAACACCACACGGAGGAUCAUCUUCAUAAUCAUCAACAAGUGAAUAAUGGAAACAGUGAAAAGUCUAAAAAGAAAUCGUCACAAAAACAAAAUGGGAAAUUGCAAGAAGUCGUUUUAAGUUCUACAGAAGACUGUGAUGCUCCUAGUAGAUGUGCGGUGACCUUCCAUGCAUUUCCGCAAGUUAGUUUUAUUGCUGAUUUACUACCGGAGUAUAAUCCAUAUUAUAUUAUUCCACGUAGUGCCUCUGGAGAGGGAUCCUAUGUUUUGAGUUUCUUUACAAGUCUCCCCUGUACAUCAGACGGGAGUAAACAAGGAGGUAGUACAUCCACAAAGAGUGUAUCUUCCUCUAAUAAUACAGAAAAUGGUGUCCGUGCCAGAUUUGUACGUUUCUCAUCCAAGACAGGAAUUUUUCAUAAUAAUAUGAAGUUUGAAAUUGCCUCGGAAACGUCUGUUAAGUGUCGUUAUCAAGUUUCAUCCCCAUCGGAUUCGCCUUUUGCUUUUCCCGGGACUUUUGUGGGUAAGUCUGUGAAGUAA